This is a messenger RNA of Bombina bombina (fire-bellied toad), 919 nucleotides long. Its product is annotated as protein mono-ADP-ribosyltransferase PARP10-like. The transcript is spliced from 2 exons. The record is from RefSeq and is a predicted model, not a curated record. The coding region runs from base 1 to 465 and encodes 154 amino acids. Lineage: Eukaryota; Metazoa; Chordata; Amphibia; Anura; Bombinatoridae.
AUGGUAGAGGUGGAGGUUACUGGUCUCAGUGAUGAAGUGGACACAGAACAUCUCACCCUUUACUUUGAGAAUAAACGGAUAUCAGGUGGGGGCCCUCUCCUGUCCUGCACCAGAGAUGGAACAGAGGCAACACUCACCUUCCAAAACCUGACUGAUGCUGAGCGAGUUCUAUCUAAGUCAGAGCACAAAGUAAGCACGGUUAUUUUGCACUUGCGCAGACCCGCCCCCUGGGAUCCUGGCAAAUUAGCUCUGUGUGGGCUGAAUCCAAAUACCAGUGAUGUUUUGCUGGAGAUCUAUGUUGAGAAUGUGAGUGAGAGAGAGAAGUUCUGUAUUCAGCGCUCUACAGAUGGGACAACAGCCCUUGUCAUCUUCCAGGAGCCCCUUAGUGAAACAGGUAAACAAACUGCAAUGGACAAAAAAGGAAUAAAUGUACAUAUACAAAACUCCUUUAGGGGUCGCUCUUAACCAAAUGAAAUGUAAUAGAAAAUGGAAAAAACAGACAUUAAACCAAAACAAACUAAAUAAGUCCAUAAAGAAUCCUGAUAGAAAGGCAACCUCAGAGGAUGGUCAGAAUCCUGAUGGUGUGGGUUAUCUGAAAAAGGGAAAACACAGAUGCCAAAAUUGCCUAGUUCCAUCACUGGUAAUGUGCAUGUAACAAGUGGCUACUCACAAGUAUAGUGCACCCAAUGGUGCUAGAAGAACAGGCUGGUACUUCUCAGUUGUCCAGCUAACUGUAUAUAGACAGACAGCAAGGACUUAUGUCACCUGUACAAACAGUCAUGCUCAUGUAUCUGGUACACUCAUGCUCAUGUAUCUGGUACACUCAUGCUCAUGUAUCUGGUACACUCAUGCUCAUGUAUCUGGUACACUCAUGGCCAUGUGUCUGGUACACUCAUGGCCAUGUGUCUGGUACACUCAU